Aspergillus versicolor CBS 583.65 is the source of this 3111-nucleotide messenger RNA. RefSeq names its product sporulation-specific 71 family protein. Gene Ontology annotation, cellular component: prospore membrane. The record is from RefSeq and is a predicted model, not a curated record. Bases 1 to 3111 code for a protein of 1036 amino acids. Gene Ontology annotation, biological process: protein localization to prospore membrane; ascospore-type prospore membrane formation. The transcript is spliced from 3 exons. NCBI's taxonomy places the organism in Eukaryota, Fungi, Ascomycota, Eurotiomycetes, Eurotiales, Aspergillaceae.
AUGGAGUCUAACUCGCGCCCGCCUGAGGAUGGCCUUCCGGGCCUUGAACAAGGGUCCUAUACUUCUGAGAAGCUACGUCACGCUUCCCCGGGCCACCUCCACAUAACCAACAAGCGACUCUUCAUCGGACCCAUACCCAAAAACUGGCUACAGAGUCAUCGCAAGUCCUGGUACAAAACACGAUUUAGUUUCAGAAACUACAGGUCGAAGGCCAUUACCUUCUCUGCAGAGUCGGACUACGCCCAAGAGACGGAAGCACCACAACCUGGCCCUCCACCGAUCGAACCAGAAGAGUAUGGACCGGAUACCGAGCAAGAAUAUGACAGCGGCCAGGAAGCUUCGCGGCCCCAACAGGAUCUCAGGACCCUGACCCACGAGUACGAGGAAGAUGAUGAGCCACCGUCUCCGCUGCUCAUGCGCGAUGGCGAAACGCCAGGUACUACCAAAGGUGACUCAAGGUCGGCAUAUUUUACAGCGCGAGAACCGACUCCAAGUCUUUCUAGCAUAACCCAAAUUCCAUCAAUUAAACCCGGAGAACAACCGGACUCGAGAUUACUACGAGUGUCACAAAGCGAGCAGGGCCGAAGUGUCCCUAGUCACCUUAAUGUUAAUCAGGUAUCCCCGUCAGCAACCCCCAGUGAGGCUGGCUCGACGGUACCAUUGCUAAGCAAAGACAAGGGGAAGCAACGCAGCGUUCAACCUCCUGUCCUUCAACAACAAGAGCCCGAACGUGUGGUUUCCAGAGAAGGAGAGCAUGGUCCGCGGCAUAGGCGACAGGACACACGUCUUUCACACAUUGCCAACCGACUCACUCUCAAUGACAAUCUACAUAACAAGCAACAGCGGAUUACGUCCAAGAUAUCGGGGACAAGGCACAGGGCUCAGCAAAAAGCUCAGCAGAAAGUCCCAGUCUGGCUUUCUCGGCGCAAGAUUGAAGAAGGGGAAGUCAUCAAAGCUGAAAGGAUGCUAGUUCGCGUCGAGGAGACGUUGCAUGAUGAUUUACCGGACGAUUACAACGAGUUCGACAGCCUACGGAUGGAAACACGCGUGCAAGAUAACUGGAGGGAGUUUCUAGUGGUUUGCCGUGCAACAUCGGACAAAGAAGCUCCAUUUACCUUGCAGUUGUACAAGACGCGCGUGGUGCCCAAGAUACAGGAAAGCGGAAAGGCCUCACCUUAUCAUGAAAUUGCCCUCGGCCGAAGGUCUGCGAAAAUGAACCUCUACUCGUCCCUGGAUAAGACAAUCGCGGUGUGGCAGAAAUCUAAGCGGGGAACGAACAUUUACAUAUUGCGACCCAAGUCCACUGCCCACGCUGUUGAGUGGUACACUUUCAUUGCAUACACUUUGGGGAGAGGCCGUACCCUUGAGCUCGGGGUCAAUGUUCCGGACCUUGCGGUCUCCCUUAUAUUCAACAAUCCAUUCCGAGAGAUUGAAGCUAGCAAAAGACGUGACAGCAUAUCGAAACUCGCGGACGAAUCUGCAUACUUGCGGAUUAUACAAGGGUGUAUGAAAAUGCUAGAAAAUCGUCCAGAGUGGGCUGCAGUCAUGAAUGAAUGGACGAAUAUGGAGGCCAUGGGCCUUGCCUGGAAACGAUAUGAUCGCCUCGAAUGGGUAUAUGGCGCUAACGAGGAGGAAAUGUACGGAUCUAUCGCAAUGCAGGGGACACAUGACCUAGAGCUACGCCCAAAGCAACACUACGAUACCUUUGUUAGACAUGGGUCAAGGAAGGAAGAAGAACCAGCGCCUGUUGAAGGUUUCUUGAUUCGACUCACCUCUCAAACAGGCGCACAUCAACGGAUGAACAGGAUGUUCUCCAAACGUCUCUACUUCUUUUCCCAAGAUCAAUAUCUCUUCUUCUGCAAGCCUUCGCAAGUCCUACCGCCUGCACCUCCUAGAUUAUGCGCGCCAGAUUCCGGUAUCCCUUCGACUGAGGAAAUAUUAGACAGAACGCCCCUUUCCUAUGAGGUUGACCCGUUUCCGUUUCAAGAUGGAGAAAUAUCAUGGCUAUCUAAUGGAAAUGCGGAACACCUGAAACGGCGCGAUGAGGAAGCAUAUGCACAGUCGCAGCGAAACGUCCACAACCUUACUAGUGCGGAGGGAUUCAUUAAUCUAUGCCUAGUGCAGCAGGUUCGCCAAAUUCAGGAGGACUCGUCCACUACGUCAAAUGCCAAUACCCAGAGAAACCGGGCGACAGGAGCCACUGAGACGAACAAUAUGCCGCAGGGCGGAAGUGCAACUGAUCAGCCUCUCGAAGAUGCCGGCUUUGAAAUGCUUCUGGACAACGGCCUUGUCGUCAGGUUUCAGGCCUACAACAGUGCCACCAGGGAUGCGUGGUUGAAUAGAUUGGAAGAACUAGUAAAGUACUGGAAAGCCCGAACGGCGGCUGACUCUGCCGAGCUCAAAGAUUUACGACAGAGGAACCUAGAAAUUCUCGGUAUCGACGAGGGACUGGAGUCUGUUAUAGGGCAGUACGCAAGGAAGUGGGAAGUAAAAAAGGCUGAGGCAUCGCCCCUCCUCCACAACAUGUGUUCCCUACUUGGCUGUCGCACAAUCAAGAUGUCGGGUCAACUUCACAAGAAACCUCGCCGUCACGCAUCCUUCAAACGCUUUAACGUUAUUCUCGCAGCUGGCAAACUCCUCGUCUAUCACAGUUCCCUCCGAAAGCAGAACGGUGCUGAAAUACCUCACAUCCACUCCCAUAUCGAGUCUACCAUUGAUCUCGAAAACUGCUACAUCUACUCAGGUAUUCUAACAGAAAACGACCUGCUCUACUCAAACCAGACGUUCGAUAGCAAUCACCCCGGUCACGGCGCGUUGCCACGGGCAUAUCUCUCGUCGGAUAUGUACACGAGUACUGACGAGGACACAGCUAUCACAUUUGUGAUCUGGCAGCCUCUCCGGAAAGGACUGUUUCGUGCGAGUGAGUCCAGUGAGAAAGGAAGGACGCGACAAACAUUAAAGUCUGUUUCGAAGCUGGGUGUGCAUGGACGGACGAUUGUGUUCAAGGCGCGGAGUAGGGUAGAAAAAGAUAGGUGGGUUCUGAGUAUUGCUUCAGAGAUUGAUCGGUUGCAGGAGGGGCAGGCGGAGGAUGUCAGGUUGACUUCGUCUUAA